CUUCUUCUAUUCCGUCCACAACCAUUUUAAUCAUUUGUACCAUUUAGAACAAUUUAAACCAUUGGAAACUGAUUCCGUUCGCUUCAGCGCGGAAAAUUGACUCAAUUUAUUUUGCUUUAAAUCAUGCUUACAACCAUAGGGUAAUACGGAAUCAAGAUUACUUUCUGUUUUUUAUACUUUCCUAUUACAUUAGGACUUCUUAAAGUAAUUGUUAUUUUAGCAAAAGCAAAUUUCUGUGAAAUUCAGUUCGUGUGUAAAACCAUGCUAGAACCUCUGCCGCUUGAGAAUAGCUAUCCUAGUAACGUCAAGCUUAAAUACAAAAAGCUAUCCUAUCAAGCGACAACUCCUACUCGUGGAUCUCUCUUUGCUGCUGGUUACGAUCUUUAUGCUGCUCAUGAAGCUACCAUACCUCCUGGGGGUCGUGAAUUAAUUAAAACUGACAUACAGAUUGAAUUGCCAGAAGGUUGUUAUGGUCGUGUCGCUCCACGAAGCGGACUAGCCUUAAAACAGGGGAUUGAUGUUGGUGCUGGUGUCAUUGACCGAGACUAUAGGGGAAAUCUUGGCGUAGUACUUUUUAACUUUGGAGAACAAAAUUUUGAAAUAAAAAAAGGUGACCGUAUAGCACAACUGAUUUGUGAACGUAUUUUCUGUCCUGAGUUAAUGGAAUGUGAAUCGUUGGCGGAAACGGAUCGUGGUUCAAAUGGUUAUGGCUCAACAGGAGUGUAGAGCCUAAUAAUUUUAUCAGAAUCAAAAUAUUUUUUACAAUAAAUAUAUAAGAAAUAUAACCCAUUUUUUAUGCCUGCAAAUAACUUUUGAAAAAAUUAACAGACUAUCCAAUAUUAAGU
Molecule: messenger RNA, 845 nt
Organism: Schistosoma curassoni
Lineage: Eukaryota; Metazoa; Platyhelminthes; Trematoda; Strigeidida; Schistosomatidae
Source: the annotation of a GenBank genome assembly